AUGCAAUUAGGAUAUAAUGAAAUAAUGAUUGUCUCGAAGUAUUUUGAAGAUAUUAAUGAUUUUAUUAAUUUAGAAAUGGGAGUUAAAAGAUUUGAAGGAAAUAUGGAACGAUUUCAUUUUAAUCCAAUUCCAUUGAAUCAAUAUUCAAGAAAAUUGUUUCCUAAUAUUGAAACAUUUCAUAUUUAUAAUGAAAAAGAUGAAAUAUUUAAAGAUGGAAAAAUAUUUAAAUAUGUAAUAUGGUAUAAAGUGAAUUAUUCAAGAUAUUUAAAAGAGAAAAAUGAAAUGAAUGAAUUACAUUCAUUUGGAAAUGAAUGUUUUUCUGGAUGUUCAUCAUUAAAAUCAAUUAAUAUACCAACAAGUGUUAUUGAAAUAGGAUUUGGAUGUUUUGAAGGAUGUUUAUCAUUAACAUCAAUUAAUAUACCAACAAGUGUAAUUACAAUAGGAAAUUGGUGUUUUUAA
Messenger RNA from Entamoeba histolytica HM-1:IMSS, 459 nucleotides. RefSeq lists its product as uncharacterized. The record is from RefSeq and is a predicted model, not a curated record. Bases 1 to 459 code for a protein of 152 amino acids. NCBI's taxonomy places the organism in Eukaryota, Evosea, Mastigamoebida, Endamoebidae. The transcript has 2 exons.